Molecule: messenger RNA, 875 nt
Organism: Penaeus monodon (black tiger shrimp)
Lineage: Eukaryota; Metazoa; Arthropoda; Malacostraca; Decapoda; Penaeidae
Product: calcium-binding protein P-like
Exons: 4
Coding region: 40-711 (223 amino acids)
Cellular component (GO): extracellular region
Molecular function (GO): peptidase inhibitor activity
Source: RefSeq, a predicted model, not a curated record
UUUCUCUCUUGAUCAGUAUAUAUAGAAGCAAGUACAGUGAUGUCCGUCCAUAGCAAAGGAAAGGCGCCAAACAGCAGCAUGUGCGUGACGGCGUUUCUCGUGGUGGUCAUGGCGGCCGCAGCAACGGCUGACAGUGAGGAAGUGCCUGACGUCGUCUUCAGCACGCCGACCCGGGGUCUCGUGGACAGCCUCAUUGGCGGGGGCAUUGUGGAUGCCCAUAUAGGAAUUAGCACGGGUCAUGGUAGUCAUGGUCAUUAUCCAGGAGGCCACUAUCCAAGUGGUCACUACCCAGGAGGUCAUUAUCCGGGAGGCCAUUAUCCCGGUCAGGGAGGCCAUUACCCCGGUCAGGGAGGCCACUACCCAGGUCAGGGAGGCCACUACCCCGGCCAGGGAGGCCACUACCCAGGUCAGGGAGGCCACUACCCCGGCCAGGGAGGCCACUACCCCGGCCAAGGAGUGUGCAACGUGUGGUGCCGUGGGCCCAACAACAAAAGGUAUUGCUGCGGACGAGACGCCACUCAGGGUCAAGGCGUUAGACCGGGGUCCUGUCCCGUUGUGCGAGUCAGUUGUCCCCCGACCAGCUUCGGAGUCAGUCGGCCCAACUCCUGCGUCCACGACGGACAGUGCCUGUCGGGUGCUGACAAGUGCUGCUACGACGUAUGUCUUGGGCAUCAAGUGUGCAAGCCUGCUUUAUCAAGCUUUGGUCGCUAGAAACUAUUUUUGUUCUGAACGACACUUCGGCCACUGGCAACAGUAUCAUUAUUUAUUUAUGCCGGCAUCCUUGUGGCCACGUGCCUUCACUUCUGCAUCCAGGCAUGUUGACGUUAAAUACCGUUAUAAUUUAUUGACAAAGAAACGUUCAAAAUCUACUAAAA